Messenger RNA from Eublepharis macularius, 1589 nucleotides. It is a transcript of the gene FHL5, whose product is annotated as four and a half LIM domains 5. Gene Ontology annotation, molecular function: transcription coactivator activity. The coding region runs from base 173 to 1015 and encodes 280 amino acids. The record is from RefSeq and is a predicted model, not a curated record. Gene Ontology annotation, cellular component: Z disc; nucleus. The transcript has 6 exons. Gene Ontology annotation, biological process: positive regulation of transcription by RNA polymerase II. NCBI's taxonomy places the organism in Eukaryota, Metazoa, Chordata, Lepidosauria, Squamata, Eublepharidae.
ACAGGACCUCAGUUGCCUUACGCAAAAUAAAAAUCUCAUGAGGCUAAACGGAUCCUGCUGAUCUCUUUAUAUUGGAUGUCCUCAUCUUGUGAAAACAUCCCAAGAAUCUUUGUCUAGAUGCACAAGACACAAGUAGCAACUAGCAGCAAAAUAAAUAUUGAGAAAACUUAAAAUGGCGAGUGCUCAUUCUAAUUGUCAUCAUUGUAUGGGCUCCCUUUGUGGAAGGCAGUAUGCCAGGAAAGAAGAGAACACUUACUGUGUUAGGUGCUAUGACAGCCUAUUUGCUAACUUCUGUGAGGAAUGCAAGAAGCCCAUUGAAUGUGAUUCCAAGGAUCUUGCUUAUAAAGGCUGCCACUGGCAUGAAGCAUGCUUCAAGUGUGCCAAGUGCAAUCACUCUUUGGUGGAAAAGCCAUUCGCUGCCAAAGAUGAUCACCUGCUGUGUACAGAGUGUUAUUCUAAUGAGUAUUCAUCAAAGUGCUUCCACUGCAAGAGAACCAUUAUGCCUGGUUCUCGUAAAAUGGAGUUUAAAGGGAACUGUUGGCAUGAAGCUUGUUUUGUUUGCCAACAUUGUCAGCAACCACUAGGAACAAAGCCUUUGAUUACCAAAGACAAUGACAAUUAUUGUGUACCUUGCUUUGAGAAGCAAUUUGCUCAAUGUUGUUAUUCCUGCAAGAAGGUGAUAACCACUGGUGGUGUGACCUAUCAUGACCAGCCAUGGCACAAAGAAUGCUUUCUAUGUACCGGAUGCCAUCAGCAGCUUGCAGGUCAACGGAUUGUUUCCAAAGAUGAGCAUCCUUAUUGUCUUGAAUGUUUCAGCAGAUGUUAUGAGAAGAAGUGUGUGGCCUGCUCCAGGCCCAUUACAGGUCUCGGUGGAGCAAAAUUUAUCUCAUUUGAGGAUCGCCAGUGGCACAGUAACUGCUUCAACUGUGGGAAGUGUUCCAGCUCUCUGGUAGGGAAGGGAUUCCUUACCCAGCAGGACCAAAUCCUCUGCUGCAAGUGCAGCAGCACCGUAUAGCUAAAUAAAUCCAAAGGCAAAUGAAUUCUACUAUUCGCUUUAAUAGUUCAGCAAAUAGAAAACCUUCUAGAAAGUAUAAUCAUUGUCUAACCAGGCAAGCCACUUUCUGACCCUGCUUCUGUCAUAGUUGUGUACACCCCUGGUGUCCCGUAUAGUCACUUUACAUAAGAAGGGUCAUGCUAGUAAAAUAAUGUCAAAGCUGUUACAAAUUAUUAACCUGAAAAAAUGGCUCCUACUUCUUCUACUUCUCUGUUGUUUGGCGGACAAGAAUGUUUAGAUUGCAGUACAAGCCAAAUACUAUGUAUAAAUCCUAAUAAAGAGGGAUUAUAUGAUUAGUGGUGGUGGUGGAAAAUACAGUCAAGUUGUAGCCAACUUAGGGCGGCCCCUACUGGGCUUUUCAAGGCAAGAAGGGACUAGCAGAAGUGUUUUGACAUUGUUUGCCUCUACGUAGCUAUUGAACUCACAGAUUGGAGUUUUUCUAGCAGCACAAGAUUUAGCAGCUCCCUUAUGGCUUUGGAGCAAGGGGUGGGGGUGCUGACAUUAAAUGUGCCUGUCUGUAUUCCCUCUCAAAGCC